This is a messenger RNA of Leucoraja erinaceus (little skate), 412 nucleotides long. RefSeq names its product RNA-binding protein MEX3B-like. The transcript has a single exon. Lineage: Eukaryota; Metazoa; Chordata; Chondrichthyes; Rajiformes; Rajidae. The record is from RefSeq and is a predicted model, not a curated record. The annotation marks the transcript as partial.
AGGGGAGAGGGCACGAGCGGAGGCUCAGGCAGGCACUGGGAGCGGAGAGCGCGGCGGCGUCGGGAAGGCGGGGCGGGGGGUGGGGGGGGGAGGAGGAGGAGGAAGGCGGCAGCGCGGCCGCGGCAUGCCAGGCUCGAUGUUCUCCGAGAUGGAGCCUGUCAGCGACUCUGGCGGUAACGGUGGCGGAGGAGGAAGCACGGUGGCGGUGGGCAGCGGGGGAGCCGCCGACGCCGCCGCCGCUGCCGCCGCUGCCGGCCACAUUAGUAGCACGGAAGAGGAUCAGAAAUCGCUGCGGCUCGCCUUGGAUCACCUCUCCAUCUUGGGGCUGGGAGAGGAAGGCGACGGGCUGCUGGUCGAGGGAGGCGGCGCGACGGUGGAGGACGAGGAGGAGGAGGAGGAGGAGGAGGAGGAA